This is a messenger RNA of Coniosporium apollinis CBS 100218, 1590 nucleotides long. RefSeq names its product aromatic-L-amino-acid decarboxylase. The transcript is spliced from 3 exons. Lineage: Eukaryota; Fungi; Ascomycota; Dothideomycetes. Gene Ontology annotation, biological process: amino acid metabolic process. The record is from RefSeq and is a predicted model, not a curated record. The coding region runs from base 1 to 1590 and encodes 529 amino acids. Gene Ontology annotation, molecular function: pyridoxal phosphate binding; carboxy-lyase activity.
AUGAACUCCCAGCAGUUUCGCGAAGCUGCCCAUGCGGCGAUUGAAGAGAUCAUCGAAUACAAUGAAACCCUCCCCACCCGCCGCGUCCUCAGUGCCGUAACCCCCGGCUACCUCGCGCCCCUCCUCCCCUCCUCCGCUCCCACCUGCCCCGAACCAUUCUCCCAGAUCCAGCCCGACAUCUCCGCCCACAUCAUGCCCGGCCUAACGCACUGGCAGCACCCAAACUUCAUGGCCUUCUUCCCCGCCACGACCUCCUACCCCUCCAUGCUCGCCGAGCUCUACAGCGCCGCCUUUACAGCCCCAGCCUUCAACUGGCUCUGCUCGCCCGCGGUGACGGAGCUUGAGACCGUGGUGCUGGACUGGGUGGCGCAGAUGCUGGGGCUGCCGGAGGAGUUUUUGAGCAAGGGUGAGGGAGGCGGGGUUAUUCAGGGGACGGCGUCCGAGGCGAUUGCCGUGUGUAUGGUUGCAGCGCGGGAGAGGGUGUUAGGGCGGAUGCUGGACAAGGAGGGGCUGAAAGAUGGGACGGAGGAGUGGGAGGAUCGGAAGGGGGAGUUGAGGGGACGGCUUGUCGCGUUGGGAAGUGAGCAGGCGCAUUCUAGUACGCAGAAGGGGGCGAUCAUUGCGGGGACGAGGUAUCGGAGCGUGCCGGCGCCGAGGCAGGAUGGGUUUAGAAUGACCGGGAAGAAUUUGCGGGAUGUGUUGGAACGGUGUAAGCGUGAGGGUAAGGUGCCGUACUAUCUGACGGUGUCGCUGGGUACGACGUCGACUUGCGCGGUGGAUGAGUUUGAGGAGAUUGCGGAGGUGUUGAAGGAGUGGCCGGACGUAUGGGUCCAUGUUGAUGCAGCGUAUGCUGGUGCGGCAUUGGUGCUGCCGGAGUAUCAGCAUCUAACGAAAGCCUUCGUGCACUUUGACAGUUUUGAUAUGAACAUGCACAAGUGGCUACUCACGAACUUUGACGCCAGCUGCCUCUUCGUCCGCCGCCGCCACGACCUUACCUCCGCCCUCAGCAUCACCCCGUCGUACCUACGGAACACAUUCUCUGAUUCCGGUCUCGUAACCGAUUACCGCGAUUGGCAAAUCCCGCUUGGUCGACGCUUCCGGGCCCUGAAAAUCUGGUUCGUGCUCCGGAGCUACGGCAUUGACGGCCUGCAGUCCUACAUCCGCAACCACAUUGAGCUUGGCGAGCUCUUCCACUCCCUAGUGAAAGGACGCCCUGAUCUCUUCUCUGUCCUGACCGGCCCAGCUUUCGCGCUGACAGUCAUAACGGUUGUGCCUAAGAGGCCGCAACAGAUGAGAAACGCGAGUAAACCGGAUCCGAGGCAUGAAGCUUUCACGAACGACUUCACGCCUGAUGCGGAGAAGCAGGCGCUGCUGGAUGCGAACGCUGUGACGAAGGAGGUUUAUGAGCUUGUAAAUAGCAGGGGUGAGAUUUUCAUUACGAGCGGCGUCGUAGAUGGUACCUACACGAUCAGGAUUGUCAGUGCGAACGCGAAUACUGAAGAGAAGUAUAUCAGGAGAGCGUUUGAGAUUUUAGUGGAGACGGCAGAGGAGGUUCUGGGGAAGGGCGAAGCGAAUGGCAGUGCUAGCUAA